AUGCCCCGACAUGCAGUACAGCACGAGGAGGCCUGCACUAUAGUGCUAGAGCUCGCUGCCGCACUUGAGGCUUCAGAACAAGUCUGUGUUGACCAAAUGGCCAAGACGGAGGCCGUCCAGGCCAAGUGCACCAGGUAUGCACAGCUCCUUCGCGUUACGCUCUCACAGAACGUCAAGCUACGCUCUCAUGUGACUGGGAUGAGCGCCUUCUUGAGUCUGUUCGUCGCCCUUUCUAUGACCCUCGAACACAGCCUUGGCCCCAAAGAGGCACGCUGCCGUUCUCUUUUCAAACGCUUUCUCGAUACUCGGAUCCUGUUGGUGAUGGGCAUGAAAAAGGCAUCUGCUCGCAUCCGAAGCCUGGACGCUGUCGUCGAUAUCAAAAUGACUACCUUCAACAAGCUGCAAGCCGAGCACACAGCCACAUCGUCAUCUUAUGACAAUGCUAUUAACACAGCCGAUGAACCUGCGAAGGCCAACAAGAAGAAGCCCGACGCAGCCGCGGCGCUUGCGGAUGUCAAUCACGGCAACUACAUCGUAGCCAACAACCUUGCGAAUGUCAACCACGAGAAGUUUACCACAGAACAGACGUCGAGGACCACCGAUAAGCAGAUUGCGGAUACCAGAUACAUGGCAUUAGAGCAGUCGAAGGACGCAGCCAACAAGCUUGCGGAGGUCAACUACCUAGGUACAUCAAAUACAAGGCCGCAUACGACAACGUCCGCAAGAGCAAUGCAACUGUCUCUACGUUCGUGA
Molecule: messenger RNA, 753 nt
Organism: Alternaria infectoria
Lineage: Eukaryota; Fungi; Ascomycota; Dothideomycetes; Pleosporales; Pleosporaceae
Exons: 1
Coding region: 1-753 (250 amino acids)
Source: RefSeq, a predicted model, not a curated record